Messenger RNA from Marmota flaviventris (yellow-bellied marmot), 1925 nucleotides. RefSeq names its product nicolin 1, tubulin polyglutamylase complex subunit (gene Nicn1). Lineage: Eukaryota; Metazoa; Chordata; Mammalia; Rodentia; Sciuridae. Gene Ontology annotation, cellular component: nucleoplasm. The record is from RefSeq and is a predicted model, not a curated record.
CAGGAAGGUUGGAGGCUCCGAGCGACGACUGAACCUGGUCGCGGCUGCUGGCAUCAUGUCCCGCGUGUCGGUGCCCUGUCAUGUGAAAAGCACUGUAGCCCUGCAGGUGGGCGACGUACGGACUUCCCAAGGCCGGCCUGGCGUGCUGGUUAUCGAUGUCACCUUCCCCAGCGUUGCGCCUUUCGAGUUGCAGGAGAUCACAUUUAAGAAUUACUACACAGCCUUUUUAAGCAUUCGUGUCCGUCAGCAUACUUCAACACACUCACCAGCGAACUGGGUGACUUGCCUGCGGGACUACUGUCUGAUGCCUGAUCCACACAGUGAGGAGGGAGCCCAGGAGUAUAUAUCGCUGUUCAAGCACCAGAUGCUGUGUGACAUGACCAGAGUACUGGAGCUGCGUCUGAUUCUACGGCAGCCAUCACCACUGUGGCUGUCUUUCACAGUGGAGGAGCUGCAGAUCUACCAGCAGGGACCAAAGAGCCCCUCCAUGACCUUCCCCAAGUGGCUGUCUCACCCAGUACCCUGUGAACAACCUAUCCCCCUCCCUGAGGGUCUUCCAGACCCCAGCAGGGUGUCUUCUGAGGUGCAGCAGAUGUGGGCACUGACAGAAAUGAUCCGGGCAAGUCACACCUCCACGAGGAUCGGCCGUUUUGAUGUGGAUGGCUGUUAUGACCUGAACUUGCUCUCCUACACUUGAGCAGUGGCUCCUAGCUGAGACAUUGGCCUUUCAAUGCCCAUCCAGGCUUGGUUUGGGCUACCAGAGGCAGAAUUGUGUAUCCUGUGCAUUCCAAGUGUUGCUUGCAUGCCCAUUCUGUCUGGGCCACAUUUACAGAUUCAAGAUUCUUGGGGCUUACUGUAUUACUUCAGCAUGAGUUCCUAACAAGGAUACACUCUGUCUUCCAUCUGGCUGCAACACAAUUCCUUCUUCUACCCUAAAAAUACUGAAAAUUCCUGAGCACCCUCUGCCCCUUCUGCCAACAAGCACACCCCUGUCUUCUGCCAGUUCCCCUACCCUGACUGCAGUGGGCUGGGAUGAAUCUGCUCCAUCUAACCCUAGAAGGUUACUGUUCCCUUGGCACUCAUUUAUUGGGAAGCUUGAUGAAGAGGUGCCCCAUUCAUUCCUCAGUUCCCCCUCAUGGCCUUCUUUCCCUUUGGUGUUAUUCCUACAAAACAAAUUUCCUGUUUAAACUCAGCUGCUACCUGCCUACCAGGCAAAGCUGGAGAUCUGGAUAUCCUGAGUUCCUAGAUCCCUGAGCUGUCUCCUGGAUGUGUUCCAUUGGGCCUGGACAGGUGCCUCUGGCAAUACUGGAGCCUGAAAAUGAGAACUACAACCUGUGUGCCAUCUGACACAGCUCAAAGCAUAUCCAUGUUUCUUUUCUCAGUUGGUUCUUUGCAUUUGUGCUCAGCAUGAGGGGUCAACCUUGGUAGGUAGGUGGGAUCCAAGUGAGUCACUGGUGCCUUUUAAGAGGCUAAGGUACUUCAUCAACCUGGGCCAACUGUUGAAUAAUGCAGGCACUUCUUCCUUCAUGUGAGAAAGUCUUGAUUACUUCCAGUUCUUCCUAGCUUUGCCCCUGGGGGAGUAUUAUGAAGGCAUAUUGCAGGUUGUCUCAGACAUGGCAAACUGGACGUAUGUGGCAUAAUAGUUUUCUGGGGGAAGUUUAGUUGAGUCACCAUUUGGUUCCCACCCUCUGUUCUCACCCAUCAGCCUUCUUGCAGGUGGUGUCUAUCUUCAGGGUCAUUUACUUAGCCCACUCAACUUUUUCUGAAAGGAUGAUGACCAUAGUCCUGUGUUCAGGAAACAAUACCCCUCAGUGUGUGUAUAUGUGAGUAAAGAGGACCCUGGGGUUGCAGGGAUCAUAUGAUAUUCCCAGCUAUGUUCCCAGUACCCAGCACAGGACAAGAUCAAUAAAUACUUGUGGAAUGCA